Seminavis robusta is the source of this 1032-nucleotide messenger RNA. The record is from the annotation of a GenBank genome assembly. Lineage: Eukaryota; Bacillariophyta; Bacillariophyceae; Naviculales; Naviculaceae.
AUGCCCAUCAACCAGACACAGUCAGCUAUGGUGCUGCUUCUUUUCAUCGCUUUGCUAGGACUCUUCUUUCAGCUGAACUCCCAGCAAGACAAAGGAGCCCACGAUCAGAACCACGGGCUGCGCGCCACGAACCGUCAGCUACAGGGUGCUGCCCAAUGCUCCCCCACGUACACUGCUGUUCCUGGUCUCUCUCCAGGUUCCAACGUAGGUCGCAUCGAUGGGCUUGCUACCAUGGAUGACUGCAUGAGCGAAUGUUGCAGCAACGACCGGUGCGAAGCUAUUGUUUGGCAACCUGCUCGAUACCCCACUCGCUGCUACAUGCUAAAUCGUAGCUACGAAAGUAACUAUCGCUCAAAUAGCAACUCCUUUGUGGCGAACAAGUCUUCGGCCGUCCCAUCAACCAGUCAACCCACCCCAAGCCCAAGCAAUAGCCCAACUGGGAUGCCAAGUCAUGGACGGACCCAUGCACCGACGAAUUCUCCCACAUUCAGUCCAAGCAGCACACCGUCUGAAUCCCCAACUCCCAGUCUUACUGAAGAUCCCACCAUGGUCCCUUCAGCGCUCCCAAGCAGUACCCCGACUUCUGUUCCAACUCCCAGGCCCAGCCAAGAGCCCACCCAUGCACCAUCAGCAGCCCCGUCCCAGACACCCGCCAACACACCCACAUUUGUACCAACAACUUCUGAUGAAGGCCUGGUAGCCAAAGAGGCUCUGUAUAACGAAGUUGGGCUUCAUUGUGACGACUACUCCGAUGAUGCUUUCCACACCUCCUGUAGCUGCCAACAACGCUGGUGUAAUAGCAUCUCACCUGACUCUACGUGCAGCGCAACCCAGGAAGGAACCGUCUGCGAGUGUGAUGUGGGCUACUUGGGGGCCCGCUGCGAGCAAGAAGACACUGAGUAUGUGGAAUCGCAGAAGCAACUUCUCAACGAUGCUUCCAUUUCCUGCCAGAAUUACAACGAAGGGUGGUUUCACACUUGCUCGUGCGAUGAUGGAUAUUGUGCUCCUGGUGGGACAGAUCAUGUAUGUUAG